Aspergillus pseudotamarii is the source of this 1014-nucleotide messenger RNA. It is a transcript of the gene gpdA, whose product is annotated as glyceraldehyde 3-phosphate dehydrogenase GpdA. Gene Ontology annotation, biological process: glucose metabolic process. The coding region runs from base 1 to 1014 and encodes 337 amino acids. Gene Ontology annotation, molecular function: NADP binding; oxidoreductase activity, acting on the aldehyde or oxo group of donors, NAD or NADP as acceptor; NAD binding. The record is from RefSeq and is a predicted model, not a curated record. The transcript is spliced from 6 exons. Lineage: Eukaryota; Fungi; Ascomycota; Eurotiomycetes; Eurotiales; Aspergillaceae.
AUGGCCCCUCAGGUUGGAAUCAACGGCUUCGGCCGUAUUGGUCGUAUCGUCUUCCGUAACGCCAUCGCCAGCGGUGACGUUGAGGUUGUUGCUGUCAACGACCCCUUCAUUGAGACCCACUAUGCUGCCUACAUGCUCAAGUAUGACAGCACCCACGGUCGCUUCCAGGGCACCAUCGAGACCUACGACGAGGGCCUCAUUGUCAACGGCAAGAAGAUCCGUUUCUUCGCCGAGCGUGACCCCGCUCAAAUCCCCUGGGCUACUGCCGGCGCUGCCUACGUUGUCGAGUCCACUGGUGUCUUCACCACCACCGAGAAGGCCUCCGCUCACUUGAAGGGUGGUGCCAAGAAGGUCAUCAUCUCUGCUCCUUCUGCUGAUGCCCCCAUGUUCGUUAUGGGUGUCAACAACAAGGAAUACAAGUCCGACAUCAACGUCCUCUCUAACGCUUCUUGCACCACCAACUGCCUUGCUCCCCUUGCUAAGGUUAUCAACGACAACUUUGGUCUCGUUGAAGGUCUCAUGACCACUGUCCACUCCUACACUGCCACCCAGAAGACUGUCGAUGCUCCUUCCUCCAAGGACUGGCGUGGUGGCCGUACCGCCGCUCAGAACAUCAUCCCCAGCUCCACUGGUGCUGCCAAGGCUGUCGGCAAGGUUAUUCCUUCUCUCAACGGCAAGCUCACUGGUAUGUCCAUGCGUGUGCCCACCGCGAACGUCUCUGUUGUCGACCUCACUUGCCGUACCGAGAAGGCCGUCACCUACGAGGACAUCAAGAAGACCAUCAAGGCUGCUUCCGAGGAGGGUGAUCUCAAGGGCAUCCUUGGCUACACUGAGGACGAGAUUGUCUCCACUGACCUUUGCGGAGAUGCCCACUCCUCCAUCUUCGAUGCCAAGGCCGGUAUCGCCCUCAACGAGCACUUCAUCAAGCUCGUCUCCUGGUACGACAACGAGUGGGGCUACUCCCGCCGUGUUGUUGACCUCAUUGCCUACAUCGCCAAGGUCGAUGGCCAGUAG